AAGUACGUGGGGUGCGUUCCGGCUCUCAUCAUAUGUUCGCGAUCUUCCUCGGAGUUUGAGCCUCGGCUGCAUCAGAGGAGAGUGUGGUCGCGGUAGGUGAGGGCGCUGCAUACGUGGAUGCACGAAGGAGAAGCGAAGUGUCGCCUUUGGAAAAGGAAAGUCGAAUGAAAAUAUGGAGAAAGGUGCGGUCGUGACAGUAGGCCAGCAAGGUACACCGGAUGUCGUGGUUGGCAGCUACCUGGUUGUUAUUGGAACGAUUGGAAGUCUCCUCAACUCCGUUCUGCUGGCCAUGUACAUUCGCAUGGGUUCGUCCCUGAAUCCGACCAGCCUUCUCCUGAUCAACUUACUCAUCUCUGACUUGGGCAUCCUCCUCUUCGGUUUCCCUUUCUCUGCUUCCUCCAGCUUCCACGGAAGUUGGCUAUUUGAAGACUGGGGCUGCCAGCUGUACGCCUUCCUGGGUUUCCUCUUCGGUUCUGCACACAUUGGCACGCUGACGUUUCUCGCACUAGAUCGAUAUCUUGCCACCUGCCGCGUUGAGUUUCGCGGGAAGCUGACAUACAAGCGGUACUUGCAACUCAUUCUGACAGUGUGGUGUUACUCGAUCUUUUGGGCCGCCAUGCCUCUUCUAGGUUGGGGAAGCUACGGCAUAGAACCAUCGGUGCAGUCGUGCACAAUCAACUGGAGGAAGAACGACGCUGCUUAUAAAUCAUUCACCAUCGUGUACUUCGUCCUGGGUUACGUCGCUCCCCUGUUGAUCGUCAUCGUCUGCUACCGUUCUUCUGCCAUCCAUAUCCUCGCUCCCAGGGUAGCUAAUCGGACUGCGGACAGUUGGGCAAAUGAGGACACGGUCACGUGGAUGGUGGUACUGAUAAUCCUGUCCUUCUUCGUGGCCUGGACCCCUUAUGCGCUGCUGUGCAUGUGGGCGGUGUUCGGCGAUCCGUGGUCCGUGCCAUGGAUACUGGCUCUUAUUCCACCGCUAUGCGCCAAGACAUGCAGCGCUAUGGACCCCUUCAUCUACUUCUUGAGUAACCCGAAAAUCCGUGCUGACGUUCGAAAGCUGUUCUCCCGCGAACGCCACACGAUCCAAGACGUGGCCAGGCCCCAGGACGUCGACACGCCAGAAGACGACCACGGGGUAACUCCUGACAAAAUGUCUUGGCCCAUGUAACGAUUUCUAGAACGAAUUCAAUGCGUAUACGUCACGAGAGUCUUCCCAAUCAUAUUCCUCUUCGCAGAUGACGUAACGCGAGGGCUGUGCUUGCAAAACACUAGUGCUGUUGGAGAAAAUUCCUGAGAUUUUGGGAGCUCUGCAUUCGCAGUGAGCCUGUCACAAUUCCAGAACUGCCUGCGAAGUUGAAGCCAUUGACCAAACUCGUUGUCAUUGACCGAAGUCGUCGAAACCGGUCCAAGGCAUGUGUGCCAUUCAUUGGACAAUCAAUAUCAGUACAUUGAAUUAAAUAGGAUGGUCAGGUU
Molecule: messenger RNA, 1473 nt
Organism: Ornithodoros turicata
Lineage: Eukaryota; Metazoa; Arthropoda; Arachnida; Ixodida; Argasidae
Product: visual pigment-like receptor peropsin
Exons: 6
Coding region: 173-1168 (331 amino acids)
Biological process (GO): cellular response to light stimulus; phototransduction; G protein-coupled receptor signaling pathway
Cellular component (GO): photoreceptor outer segment; plasma membrane
Molecular function (GO): G protein-coupled photoreceptor activity
Source: RefSeq, a predicted model, not a curated record